Drosophila melanogaster (fruit fly) is the source of this 7615-nucleotide messenger RNA. RefSeq names its product absent, small, or homeotic discs 1 (gene ash1). Gene Ontology annotation, biological process: embryo development ending in birth or egg hatching; egg-laying behavior; developmental process involved in reproduction. The record is from RefSeq and is marked reviewed. The transcript has 6 exons. Gene Ontology annotation, cellular component: nucleus; chromosome. Lineage: Eukaryota; Metazoa; Arthropoda; Insecta; Diptera; Drosophilidae. Gene Ontology annotation, molecular function: histone methyltransferase activity; histone H3K4 trimethyltransferase activity; chromatin binding. Bases 406 to 7086 code for a protein of 2226 amino acids.
CACACUGAAACGCAGUCUUUUUCUUUAUUUAUGUUCGUAAAUUUUUGGUUGCCUGGCUUUUUGUUGUUGCGCCACAUUAACAAUAACAAUUGAUGCGCCCCGCCACCGCCCACUAGUCGCGAAAAAAGUGAAUUAUCGGUACCGCGGAUUAAUGUGCCACAUGCGAGAAGCGUUGCAACGUUGCGCCGUCGUCGGGCGUCGAACAAAGCAGUUUUUGGGAAAGUGAAAACGGCGCCAUUUUAGAAGCAGGCAAGCCACGGCCUAAGGCUCAAGAAAAGUGCAAAUGCAAUGUGUGCAGCAAUAGAUUGUCAUUUCGGCACAAACGAAACCGACUACUGAGGUCUACUACUAGCCCAGAAAACAAUCAAGCGUAAGUGUGCUGUAGCUCCCCAGCGACUCCAAAAUAUGAGCUGUAGCCAAAAUGAGACGGCAGCAGCAAAGGUUCUGGAAACGCAACGCGCACAAGAAUCCGGCAGUGAAAAUGAGGAAACCGAUUCCAUUACGGAUCAAUCGAGCCAGUCGAAGUCGAUCAAGUCAGCCACCCAGUUUAGCGUGCAGCGUUCGGACACCGAUGGACUGCGAAUGAGAAUCUCGGCCAUCCGCCCCACGUUAGGAGUCGUAGCAACCAAGAAACCCCCAAAGUCCAGAAAAAUGUCUACCCAGGACACCGAGUCCGGCUGCUCGGAGGCCAAAAAUAGAGCGGUCAGCAAGAAAGUGAAGGUCAAGCGCAAGAAGCUGGCAAGUUCCAGUGGGAUUAGUAAAUCGGACAAAGUGUCUAAGUCUAAGAAGUCACAGAUCUCGGCAUUUUCCUCGGACUCAGAGGACGAUCUGCCCUUGAAGGUGCAUCAGCAGAGAGCUCCGCGAGUGCUGCUAAGUGCUAUCAUCCAGGCGGCACAGUCGGCCAGCAAACCCACCCUCGAUAUCGGAAUCUCGUCCAGCGACAACGAGUUACCUAACCUGGUGCAGGCGGCUAUCAAGCGAGUGGAGAGCGAUACGGAGGACACAACUGUGGAAGGAAGUUUCCGCAAAGCGGCCAAGGACAAGAACCUACCCCAGUACCAGUCAACUUUGCUGCAAGACUUCAUGGAGAAGACUCAGAUGCUGGGGCAGACCGUCAAUGCGAAGCUUGCGGAGGAGAAAGUGGCUAAAGCUAAGGAGGAGACCCUAGUCCAAACAGCUGUUCCUCGAAAGCGCAGAGGUAGACCCAAAAAAGUGGUUCCCACAGUUCCUGCCCCAGGAAACUCUGGCCCUGCUAUAAACGAAUCUGCCGAUUCGGGUGUGAUAAGCACCACUAGCACAACGCAGAGCACUACUCCCUCCCCGAAAAUGCAAAAUGAGAAUGCUGUGCCGACGGGAUCGCUGCCAAUCGCCUCCAGCAGCAAGCCUAAGAUCGACAUGGCGUAUCUGGACAAGCGAAUGUAUGCCACUGAGCGGGUGCUCUAUCCACCGCCCAGGAGUAAGCGACGGCAGAACAAUAAAAAGACAGCCUGCAGUUCAUCCAACAAAGAGGAACUUCAGCUUGAUCCGCUGUGGCGAGAGAUCGACGUGAACAAGAAGUUUAGGCUGAGGAGUAUGAGUGUGGGUGCGGCUAGUGGAACAGGAGCAAGCACCACUAUUUGCAGUAAGGUCUUGGCCGCUAAGAGCGGUUACGUCUCGGAUUACGGAAGCGUACGACAUCAGCGGAGCAGCCACAACCACAACUCCGGUUACAAGUCCGAUGCCAGCUGCAAGAGUCGAUACAGCACCAAGAGUUGUAUGAGUCGCAGGAGCAGGGCAAAGAGCUGCGGCUACCGGAGUGAUUGCAAGGAAUCUGGAAAGUCAGGCCUAAGGAUGAGGCGGAAGCGCCGGGCUUCCAUGCUCUUGAAGAGCUCAGCAGACGAUACUGUCGAGGACCAGGACAUCCUUCAGCUAGCUGGAUUAUCUCUGGGCCAGAGCAGUGAGGAGAGCAACGAAUACAUCAGUAAGCCGAGCCUUAAAAGCCUUCCCACGACAAGUGCCAGCAAGAAGUACGGCGAAAUCAAUCGCUAUGUGACCACCGGGCAGUAUUUCGGUCGAGGCGGUAGUUUGUCUGCCACCAACCCGGAUAACUUCAUUAGUAAAAUGAUGAACCAGCGUAAAGAAACCCCGGCUCCCAGCAAAUCGUCCUGCAAGAUUAAAUCUCGCCGCUCAUCGGCAGCCAGUAUGUGCAGCAGCUAUGUGUCUGGGGUGUCUAGAAUGCGUCGCAGACAUCGCCGGAAGAGUUUCAGUCACAACAAAUCAUUGAACAUUGAUUCCAAGCUGCUCACCGAAAUCGAGAUAAUCACAAGCACCUUCAACUCAAGGUGUCGCAUCCAAGAUGAUCGUUUGACCGGAAGCAGUGGCAAAGAGAAGCUAUUGGCCGAUGCCAACAAGCUGCAGGCCACCCUAGCAGCACCAAGCCCUGCCCAGCAGUUGACUCUGAAUGGAGGAGGACCAGCUUCCACCCUUUCCAAACCAUUAAAACGGGGCCUAAAGAAGAGAAAGCUGAGUGAGCCCCUAGUGGACUUCGCUAUGCUAUCAGCUAGCGCUAGUGGAACUCCCAAUGGCAGCGGAAGCAGUAAUGGAAAUACCAAACGACGACACAAGAAAUCUCAAAGCAAUGACAGUUCCAGUCCCGAUGAUCACAAGUUGCCGUUGAAAAAGCGCCACUAUCUUUUGACUCCAGGAGAGCGUCCGCCGGCGGAAGUAGCAUUCGCCAAUGGGAAAUUGAACGCAGAGGCCUGGGCUGCAGCCGCGGCGGCUGCUAAGAGCACUGCGUCUACCAAAUCGCAAGCCCAGUUUAAUGCUAGGAGCGUAAAAUCUGCGCUAACGCCCAAAAAAAGACAUCUCCUAGAGCAACCUACGUCUGUGAGCGGAGCUGGCUCGUCGGCCAGUAAUUCUCCCCUGAGAAUUGUUGUCGAUAAUAAUUCCAUAAGUGGUGGAAAGUUGCUGGAUAUAAGUCCUAGUUCCUUGUGUUCCCUCAAACAGCAGAGGAGAGGAGGAGCAGCUAAACAGAAGGUGUCGGCAGCGAAGGACCUCGUUCAGCUUCAAUCCCCAGCUGGUAGCUAUCCUCCCCCCGGUGUGUUCGAGCCAUCUGUGGAGCUGGAAAUCCAAAUUCCUCUUAGUAAACUGAACGAAUCCGUCAUAACCAAAGCAGAGGUCGAAUCUCCACUGCUCUCAGCAUUGGACAUUAAGGAGGAUACGAAAAAGGAGGUUGGCCAGCGCGUUGUCGAAACCUUGCUACACAAAACGGGAGGCAAUCUUCUUCUGAAACGCAAGCGGAAAAAGAUAAAUCGAACUGGAUUUCCCACUGUUCGCAGGAAGAAACGUAAAGUUAGCGUGGAGCAGCAAACAACAGCCGUGAUUGAUGAGCACGAGCCGGAGUUUGAUCCCGAUGAUGAGCCACUGCAAUCCCUAAGAGAGACCAGGAGUAGCAAUAAUGUCAAUGUGCAGGCGGCACCUAAUCCUCCACUGGAUUGCGAGCGAGUUCCCCAAGCAGGCGAGGCCAGAGAAACCUUUGUGGCCAGGACCAAUCAAAAAGCCCCUCGAUUAUCGGUGGUGGCCCUGGAGCGCCUACAGCGUCCUCAAACACCAGCUAGAGGAAGACCGCGAGGUAGAAAACCUAAGAACAGGGAACAAGCUGAAGCUGCACCUCAACCGCCGCCCAAAUCGGAACCUGAGAUAAGGCCAGCCAAAAAACGUGGCCGGCAACCCAAGCAGCCGGUACUGGAAGAGCCACCACCCACACCACCUCCUCAACAGAAAAAAAACAAAAUGGAACCAAAUAUUAGACUACCAGAUGGCAUCGAUCCCAAUACGAAUUUCAGCUGCAAGAUUCGCUUGAAGCGGCGAAAGAACUUAGAGGCUGGAACCCAACCAAAAAAGGAGAAGCCAGUCCAGCCAGUGACGGUGGAAGAGAUUCCACCAGAAAUUCCCGUCAGUCAAGAAGAAAUAGAUGCAGAAGCAGAGGCUAAACGGCUAGACAGUAUUCCUACCGAGCACGAUCCCUUGCCUGCCAGUGAGUCCCACAACCCCGGUCCGCAGGACUAUGCCAGUUGCAGUGAAUCCAGCGAGGACAAGGCAUCAACCACAUCCUUGCGGAAACUAUCUAAGGUCAAGAAGACCUAUCUUGUAGCAGGACUCUUCUCGAAUCAUUACAAACAAUCCCUGAUGCCGCCCCCAGCAAAGGUGAACAAAAAACCAGGCCUGGAGGAGCAAGUGGGUCCUGCGAGCCUUCUACCACCACCUCCCUAUUGCGAAAAGUACCUCCGAAGGACUGAAAUGGACUUUGAGCUACCUUACGACAUUUGGUGGGCUUACACUAAUUCCAAAUUACCCACUCGAAACGUUGUGCCAUCCUGGAAUUACCGAAAGAUCCGCACCAAUGUAUACGCAGAGUCAGUGCGUCCAAAUUUGGCGGGAUUCGAUCAUCCCACCUGUAACUGUAAGAACCAGGGCGAGAAGUCUUGUUUGGACAACUGUCUCAACCGCAUGGUUUAUACGGAGUGCUCGCCCAGCAAUUGCCCGGCUGGAGAGAAGUGCCGAAAUCAGAAGAUCCAGCGACAUGCCGUCGCACCCGGAGUGGAGCGCUUUAUGACGGCAGAUAAAGGAUGGGGAGUGCGAACUAAGCUACCCAUUGCGAAGGGAACCUACAUUCUGGAGUACGUGGGCGAGGUAGUCACGGAAAAGGAAUUCAAGCAGAGGAUGGCCAGCAUCUACCUAAAUGACACCCACCACUAUUGCUUACAUUUGGAUGGAGGACUGGUUAUCGACGGUCAGCGGAUGGGCAGCGAUUGUAGGUUUGUCAACCAUUCUUGCGAACCCAAUUGCGAGAUGCAAAAAUGGAGUGUUAACGGCCUAUCUAGAAUGGUUUUAUUCGCCAAAAGAGCCAUAGAGGAGGGGGAGGAGCUGACAUACGAUUACAACUUUUCGCUGUUCAAUCCCUCAGAGGGUCAGCCCUGCAGGUGCAACACGCCCCAGUGUCGUGGUGUCAUUGGUGGCAAGUCGCAGAGAGUUAAACCCCUUCCUGCUGUGGAGGCCAAGCCAUCUGGAGAGGGACUUUCUGGCCGAAACGGGCGCCAACGGAAGCAGAAGGCCAAAAAGCAUGCUCAACGGCAGGCGGGAAAAGAUAUUUCAUCAGCAGUGGCGGUGGCAAAGCUUCAACCAUUGUCCGAAAAAGAAAAGAAACUGGUCAGACAAUUCAACACAUUUCUAGUCAGGAACUUCGAAAAGAUACGCAGAUGCAAGGCCAAGCGGGCGUCAGAUGCAGCGGCGACUGCAUCCUCGCCAGCACUUGGCACCACUAAUGGGGACAUUCCUGGUAGACGUCCCUCCACACCAUCUUCUCCUUCCUUGGCAGCGCAGAUUUCCGCGCUCUGCUCGCCUCGCAACAUAAAAACCCGUGGACUCACACAGGCAGUGCAUGAUCCCGAACUAGAGAAAAUGGCCAAAAUGGCUGUAGUUCUAAGGGAUAUUUGCAGUGCCAUGGAGACCCUCAAAAUGUCCGAUUUGUUGACGACAGUGUCCAGCAAGAAAAAGAAGCCUAUAAAGACCACUUUGAGUGGAAAAUUGGGUUCUACAGCUGCAACUUCAAAAGUGGAAUUCAGAUCGAUACAAGCCCAGGUGGAGCAGGGACAUUACAAAACGCCGCAGGAAUUCGAUGACCACAUGCAGCAGCUCUUUGUGGAGGCCAAGCAGCAACACGGCGAUGAUGAGGGCAAGGAAAAAGCGCUGCAGUCCCUGAAGGAUAGCUAUGAGCAACAGAAGAUCGCCAGCUAUGUUCAGCUGGUGGAGAUUCUUGGUGAUUCGGAAUCGUUGCAGAGCUUUAAACCAAAGGAAGUGCUUUCGUCAGAGGAGGAACCUGGAAAGAUAGCAGUGAAGAAAUCACCAGGAGCAAAGGAAAGAGAUUCCCCAAUUGUGCCAUUGAAAGUGACUCCGCCACCCCUGCUUCCUAUUGAGGCCUCUCCUGAUGAGGAUGUAAUCCGAUGUAUUUGUGGAUUGUACAAAGAUGAAGGCUUGAUGAUUCAGUGCUCCAAAUGCAUGGUGUGGCAGCAUACUGAAUGUACCAAAGCUGACAUCGAUGCGGAUAAUUAUCAGUGCGAGCGUUGCGAGCCAAGGGAAGUGGAUCGAGAAAUUCCCCUGGAGGAAUUUACCGAAGAGGGACACCGUUACUAUCUCUCCCUAAUGCGUGGUGAUCUGCAGGUACGACAGGGCGAUGCCGUCUAUGUCCUACGAGACAUCCCCAUCAAGGAUGAGUCCGGCAAGGUGUUACCGACGAAGAAGCACACCUAUGAAACGAUCGGAGCCAUUGAUUACCAAGAGUGCGAUAUCUUUCGGGUGGAGCACUUGUGGAAAAACGAACUGGGAAAGCGUUUUAUAUUCGGACACCAUUUCCUGCGUCCUCAUGAAACUUUCCACGAACCAUCGCGUCGUUUCUACCCCAAUGAGGUGGUACGAGUUUCACUUUAUGAGGUGGUACCCAUUGAGUUGGUCAUUGGACGCUGCUGGGUGUUGGAUCGAACAACUUUCUGUAAAGGACGCCCCAUGGAAUGCAACGAUGAGGAUCAUUGCUACAUCUGCGAGCUGCGUGUGGACAAGACGGCAAGGUUCUUCUCAAAGGCCAAGGCCAACCAUCCAGCCUGCACCAAGAGCUAUGCCUUCAGAAAAUUUCCCGAGAAGAUUAAGAUCUCCAAGAGCUAUGCGCCCCAUGAUGUGGAUCCGUCGUUGCUGAAGACAAGGAAGCAAAAGACUGAAUUAGACGUAGGAGCCGGGCCAACAACGAUGCACAAGGUGUCUGGCAGGCAGGAACAGCAUCAGGCCAAGAUGGUUGGGCGAAAGCCUCGUGGGAUCAGUGCCCCAGCGGAUGCAACUGCUGUCCAUGUCGUAACACCCGUGGCGCCCAAUAAACAGAUGCUUAAGAAGAGGAAAUCGCGUUUAGAGAACGUUUUGAUAACUAUGAAGCUUAAGUGUCUGGAUGCACAAACGGCACAGGAGCAACCCAUUGACUUGUCAUACCUGCUGUCCGGACGCGGCGCCCGGCAGCGGAAGACCCAGCAGUCCAGUAGCAGUUCUACGGCCAACUCAACAUAACCGAUGUAACGCGAGUAGAUUAAGCCGUGUAUAUACGCCUAAAGUUAGAGGCAUUGAUUAAUAUUUAUGGAACUUCAAUUAACAAUUAGCAUUUAGCCAUGUAAGAUGUAACGGUGAUAGUAGUAAUCCUAAAGUGUACAUUGUUAUGAACAAACUUCGUGAAAGGACUCCGGUCCCGGCUAGGAUGGAACAGAUUAUGAAUUAUGGUUAAUAUAAGGAUUUAUUUAAAUACUAGUGCUUACGCCACCGCACCAAGCCCCCAAUUUAGAUGAAUUUCUUUUGUUUUUAAUUGUUUAUAUUGGCUCUCCAUAUUAAUUUUGUUUUACAAAACUAUCCCCCUCUCGUCUUUGCAAUUGAAGGCGUUUGACUUUUGCAUUGUUAUUUUAAAUUAUUGUAUUAUGUUAUGGCUGCUUAAUUAUGUAACACCCGAGUAGGACAACUUAUUGCGCUAUUAGUUUUUAGUUAUUUUCCAAUUGUUAUUAACUGCUAACAAAAAUUUUAAAAGUGAAAUAAAAAAUAUAUUUUUAUU